Messenger RNA from Ctenopharyngodon idella (grass carp), 5472 nucleotides. RefSeq names its product tankyrase 1 binding protein 1 (gene tnks1bp1). Lineage: Eukaryota; Metazoa; Chordata; Actinopteri; Cypriniformes; Xenocyprididae. The record is from RefSeq and is a predicted model, not a curated record.
CGUAGGAUUUGUAAAUUUGCCACCCGCCCUCCUUUCUUUAAAGUUUGCGCACACCUAUAACCCAAAAGGACACAGACGUGUAUUUGAGCUUGGAAUCUAUAUGUACAGUCUUAUGGAAUAAUUUUAUCACUAUACAGGUGCAGUGUGUAGCCAUGGCUGCAGGGGUGGAGGCGACCACAAGGGAAAUGGGCCAAUCGCUCAUUAACCCAGACAAACCUUCAGAUUCAGCCUCAGCACUCCCAGGAGACACAGAGAAGCCAGCACUUGGCCCAAAGGCCCACCUCAUGCCCAAACCAUUUUCCCUGCAAAGGAAUGCAACCCUCCGCCCGAUCCGGGCCCCAAAAACCAACUUCAACAGACAGCUCUAUCGAGCCACCUCUUCUGAUACACUUUUGAAUACCACAGAUACUCGUGCUGGUGGUGUAGAAACAUCAGACUCAAAUGGCACUGUAAAUGGGUCUAAUCAGCGUGCAGCUCUUAAACCCGUCCCACUCAGCCCAAAACCUGACUUACAGGCUAAGCCUAAACCAGAACUUACUAAGAGUCCUGACAUAACUGGUUCUAAGAACCAAACUGGUCCAAACUCAAAGCCUGACGUAACCGCUGAAGAUAUAAAGAACGUUCAGCACAGGAGCAGAGCAAAAUCCUUGGGUUCUCAGGAUCGAAAGAUUCUCAACCAGAAGGCACAAGGAGAAGCCGGCGUCACUGAGGCAGACGUCAAAGUGCCUUCACGAUGCUGGCCAGCUCGAAAUCGUCUCUCCAUGCAGCUGACCUCCAAGUUCGAGUCGCCGUCUCAGCCCGAGCAGGAGGUUAAUAUUGUGAGAAGCAAGACGGAGAAAGAGGGGCCGCCACGUUCUCCUUCAGCAGUGUCUGAGUCCGAGUCUUCAAAGCCUCCGGUGGAGAAAGAGGAGGGAGACGAGGAGGUCAGUGGAGGCAGCAUUAAAAGACGGAUCAGCCUCCUCUUCGAUCGAUCUGCAGCAGCUCAGCGCAGGGACACUUUCAACAAAAAAGACAUCGCACCUGCUGAAAUAUCUAUUGACAUUAAACAGAGAAUCCAGAAUCUGAGCUUGCCGUCCACUGGUGCUCCUAAAAGUCCACCAUUUGAGAAGACGAAUGAGAGAUCAUCUGAAAGACCUGCAGAUUCAUCAACAGAGAAGGACAAACCACCACAUACAACAGAAAUCAAGAACUCUGGUGUGGAGAAUGCAGAAGAAAAGGAAGAUGAUGAAGUUGAAGAGGACAAAGAGAACUAUGUCGCUGUUCCUUUUUACCGAAGAGUUGGGAUAAGCAUAGAUGCAGAGAAAAAGCAAAAGGAAGAAGAAGAAAAACAGAGAAAAGAUGAGCAGUUAGAGAAAGAACGACAGCAGCAGGAAAAGGAAAGACUUUUGGAGGAGGAGAGGAAGGCAAAAGAAAUUCAGAAACAGCAAGAGGAAGAGAGGAAACAAGAAGAGGAAAAACAAAGGCAGAUGGAAGAAAGAAAAAAGCAAGAGGAAGAAUGGAAGAGAAGACUUGAAGAAGAAAGAAAAGAGGAGGAGAGGAGGAGACAGGCCGAAAAGGAAAGGGAGAAACAACGAGAGCAAGAGAGGUUAGAAAGAGAGAGACAGAUCGAAGAGGAGAAAAGGAGGAUUGAAGAAGAAAAAGAGAAACAGAGAGAGGAGGAACGACUGAGACAGGAGAAACUAAAGAAAGAGAAAGAAAUGGAAGAAGAGAGAAGAAGAAUUCAGGAGUUGGAGAGACAGAAAGAGGAAGAAAGAAUGAGAAAAGAACAAGAAAUGGAGAGAAUAAGGAAAGAAAAACAAAUGGAAGAAGAGAGGAGAAGAAUUCAGGAGAUGGAGAGACAGAAAGAGGAGGAAAGACUGAGACAGGAACGAGAAAAAGAAGAGCGGUUAAAGAAAGAGAGAGAACUGGAAGAAGAGAGACGAAGAGUUCAGGAGAUUAAGAGACAGAAAGAAGAAGAAAGACUGAGAAAAGAGCAAGAAAUGGAGAGAAUAAGGAAAGAAAAAGAAAUGAAAGAGAGACUAAAGGAGGAGGAAAGAUUGAGACAGGAAAGAGAGAAAGAAGAGCGGUUAAAGAAAGAGAGAGAAAUGGAAGAAGAGAGAAGAAGAAUUCAAGAGAUAGAGAGACAGAAAGAGGAAGAAAGACUGAGAAAAGAGCAAGAAAUGGAGAGAAAAAGGAAAGAAAAAGAAAUGGAAGAAGAAAGACAAAGAAUUCAGGAUAUGGAGAGACAGAAAGAGGAAGAAAGAAUGAGGAAAGAGAAAGAAAUGGAGAGAAUAAGGAAAGAAAAAGAAAUGGAAGAAGAAAGACGAAGAAUUCAGGAGAUGGAGAGACUUAGACAGGAACGAGAAAAAGAAGAGCGAUUAAAGAAAGAGAGAGAAAUGGAAGAGGAGAGACUGAAAGAGGAGGAAAGAUUGAGACAGGAACGAGAAAAAGAAGAGCGGUUAAAGAAAGAGAGAGAAAUGGAAGAGAAGAGACUGAAAGAGGAGGAAAGAUUGAGACAGGAACGAGAAAAAGAAGAGCAGUUAAAGAAAGAGAGAGAAAUGGAAGAGAAGAGACUGAAAGAGGAGGAAAGAUUGAGACAGGAACGAGAAAAAGAAGAGCGGUUAAAGAAAGAGAGAAAAAUAGAAGAAGAGAGAAGAAGAAUUCAGAUGUUAGAGAGACAGAAAGAGGAAGAAAGACUGAGAAAAGAAAGAGAAAUGGAGAGAAUAAGGAAAGAAAAAGAAAUGGAAGAGAAGAGACUGAAAGAGGAGGAAAGAUUGAGACAGGAACGAGAAAAAGAAGAGCAGUUAAAGAAAGAGAGAGAAAUGGAAGAGAAGAGACUAAAAGAGGAGGAAAGAUUGAGACAGGAACGAGAAAAAGAAGAGCGGUUAAAGAAAGAGAGAGAAAUGGAAGAAGAAAGAAGAAGAAUUCAGGAGUUAGAGAGACAGAAAGAAGAAGAAAAAAUGAGAAAAGAAAGAGAAAUGGAGAGAAUAAGGAAAGAAAAAGAAAUAGAAAAAGAGAGACUGAAGGAGGAGGAAAGAUUGAAACAGGAACGAGAAAAAGAAGAGCGGUUAAAGAAAGAGAGAGAGAUGGAAGAAGAGAGACGAAGAAUUCAGGUGAUGGAGAGACAGAAAGAGGAAGAAAGACUGAGAAAAGAGCGAGAAAUGGAGAGAAUAAGGAAAGAGAGAGAAACUGAAGAAAGAAAAAGAAUGGAAGAACAGAGACAAAAAGAAGAAGAAGAAAGACUGAGACAGGAAGGAGAAAGACUGAAGAAAGAGAUGGAGAUGGAAGCGUGUAAAUCAGUAGAGAGAUUGCGAGGGGAAGUUCCUACGAGUUAUGAUUUAAUAUCAUUUAACACGGAGGAACCGGCAGUGUCUCCGACUCUCGUCUCCGCCGUCUCACCUCAACUCACCGAAGUGCUUUACGACGACUUUUCAGUGAAACCACGAAGAUGGGGAACCGGGGCGAGACGUUCCUCAACACCGUCUCCAUCCAGAGAACCUCUCGCUGCUCCUGACUACAAUCUACAGCCAGAAUCAAAGUCCAAUGAUUCUGGAUCCCAAGAACCACACGGAGAUCAGGUAAAUGUGGGUGACCUGAUCGGACUUGAACCUGAAGCUUCCAGUCCACAGAACUCUUCCUAUAAACACACAGAGAGCAGAGAGCGGACAUCUUUAUCUGAGGAGGAAACUGAGUCCAAACCAGAGGAUCUGCUGGUGCCUGAAACACAAUCUGACGAGGGUCAGUUGAAGGACUGCGAACCUGAGGAAGAUGGAGUUUUGGAACUGGACACAGAGAACCUGAUCGAUGAAACCGACGAACAAACUGAAAACAACGACACAGUUGAUGGUGCUGGCACAGAGAGCAGAAUCAAUCUAGCCCUGCAGAGGCUGACUCGGGUUAGACAGCGAAACAAAUCUACUGAUUCAGACAGGACAGACAUCCCGGCUGAGGAGGAGCCCGAACCCCUACCUGUUCUUGAGUCUGCAGCUCCUCUGCUGGACUCCAGCAUUUUCCGUUCGAAGGUUGAUCUAGCAAAGAAGCGAAGCAUAAAGCGUUCCAGGCCGACACGUGCCGUCCGACAGAGAGACGCCCUGCCCGCGCUGACAGAGGGAACGAACCCUGACUGGAGGUUCUGCGACUCCACAGAUGCAAAAGAUCAGCGUUCCAAUGGAGGGGACUCAGAAUCAGAAGAGGAGCCGUCCCGGGACGUCACGUCCCCUCCAGCCCCCAGCCAGCCGAAGAGAGUCCCUAUGUUUCCUGGGAUAAACCCUUCAGCCCUCAUGGCACAGCUCAAGCGGAGAAGUGGAGUCAUGGAAGCAGACAGUUCACCAGAAACACAGACGCCUCCGUCUGUCCCCACACGCUCUCCCCGCACUCCCACCAUGGCCCUCGGCCCCAGAGUGCUGCCCCCUGUUGACGCCAAGGACAGUGGGUCCGGCUCUUCACCUUCAUGGCUGCUUGAGCUCAAAUCCAAGAAACGAACGAGUCAACCUGAAAGUGAAGCAUGAAGUCUGUGAAUCUCAGGUCUGAUGCAGUUUGUUGAGAGGAAAUCCUCUGUGUGAUGCCACAAAGAUGCCAAAGGAACCGACUUGCAUAAAUGAGAAGUGCAAUGAGCCUUUCAUUCUCAUACCGACUGAUUAUCAGAUAUUUUUCGAGUAUGUGUCCUGGACUAAAAUGUUUGUAGGCUUUGCCAAGAUGAUGUCCUGUUAUGCACCUUUUUACUUUCACACGAAAGUCUGUCAUAAUGCCGAAUCAUAAUCAGCACAAGAUGGUGUCUUUGAAAAGCAUGAGCUGUUUACUAUAAGUCUUGGACCAGUGGGGAAUUUUAAUUCUGUUUACAUUUAUUAAUUUAGUAGAUGUUAUUAUCCUACAUGAGGAUGGAUGAUAAAACAAGCAAUUCAUCUUAAGAAGUCCAUCCUCUGUCCAUCUCUCAUCAUGGGAAAAGCAGAUAUCAGUAUAGCUUCAUGCUACAAUGCACUUUAAAUGAGUCAGACCACUGGAAAAGGUGCCUUAGGCAUUUGAUUUGCAUAUAAAACAUCCAUUUUCUUUCUUUUAAUUGUUUUUGUUCUGUUUACAAUAUGUUCAACAUGUUAUAAACAUCAUUGGAUGGUAAUUUGAUCUUGUUUACUUUUAUUAUCAUUUUUAAAUUCUUUUAUUCUCUGUAUUUUUAAAGUUAGUGAGCAGAGAAGCAUAAGCUAAUGUGCUUUAAUUGGGCUGAUUAUCAUUUACGAUGUUUUAUUUUGCAUUGUUGCCCAUGUCCUUACAGUCCUGCCAAGAACACUUUUACAAAACACAAAUCAGAGUUAUAAUAAUGUAUAAUAAUAAGUUUUGUUUGUAAUUGUGUUCCUUUUGAAUGUCUUCAGCUGUGUAAAUUGCUGCUCGAGGAAAAUGUUUACCUGUUUAAUGUUGGGAAACGGUUGUUGUGUUUUAUAAAAAAAAAUGAAUUAUGAUUUACAAGGGAUAUCUUCAUUAAAUAUUUUUUCUAAAUGGGAA